AUGAAUAAUAUGAAUAAAUCUAAAAUAGAAUCACUAGAUACCCCAUUUAUUAAACUAAAAUAUAACAAUAUAGAAGCAGACAAAUUGAUUAUAACCCACAAACUUACAACAUUAUUUACUACACACAACUUAAUUGAAAACAUAUCUAAUACAACUUAG
Molecule: messenger RNA, 159 nt
Organism: Nematocida parisii ERTm1
Lineage: Eukaryota; Fungi; Microsporidia
Exons: 1
Coding region: 1-159 (52 amino acids)
Source: RefSeq, a predicted model, not a curated record